GCUUUGAAGUUUUCGGGGAAUCUGAGCAGAUCAGAGAGGCUUUGCUAAAUGAUUUGAUCAAGGAUGGUCUCAUCACUCACAGGGCUUUGGAAGUUCCAGUGGAUCCUCACCCGGGGCAACGAGGAAAGCCUUUGACUCCGUGUCUCUUCUUUUCAGUCUACGACGAGCAGCAGGUCUGGUGCAUGGAUAGCGAGGCGCAAAGGACGGAGACCACGACUCCGGUGGAUGAUGCCACUCUUUUGCCAGAGGCCGCAGCCGAGGUCGAGGAGAAUAGCGAGAAGUUGAUGCCACCCUGGAGCCCUCUGAUGGAUGUGGUUCGGGAGCUCUUGCAAGAUUUGCACAGCAAGCUGGUGACUUUUAUGCAGAACCCGGCAGAGCAGAUUGUCGUUGCUUUGCGCACCGUCCAUGAGGAAGGGCUUUUGGAAGCGACCACAGAGGCAGGCGAAGGAAACUGCAGGACCUCGCGAGGCUUUCCCAGCGCCAGCUGCCAAGCCGAGAUUGACGUUCUUCCAACGACAGCUGUGGCAGACUACGAAACGACCGGAUGGCAGCCCUAA
Messenger RNA from Cladocopium goreaui, 557 nucleotides. NCBI's taxonomy places the organism in Eukaryota, Dinophyceae, Suessiales, Symbiodiniaceae. The record is from the annotation of a GenBank genome assembly.